AUGACCAACGAAGGCCACACAACAGACGCCACGUGUCAUGAGCAGAAUCACUUAUCGCAUCUCCUCUCUCUCAUAUUUGAAGACCACACACACACACACGCAGUGGGUGAGAGAGAUAGAGAGAAGAAAAUGAUGCUUUCAUCGGUGACGUUGAAACCUGCGGGUUUCACGGUGGAGAAGAUGUCGGCGAGAGGAUUGCCGUCGCUCGCAAGAGCUUCUCCUUCCUCCUUGAGAAUCGUCGCGAGUGGCGUCAAGAAGAUCAAGACCGACAAGCCAUUUGGAGUUAACGGCAGCAUGGACUUGAGGGACGGCGUCGACGCCUCCGGCAGGAAGGGCAAGGGAUACGGUGUUUACAAAUUCGUCGACAAGUACGGAGCUAACGUCGAUGGAUACAGUCCUAUUUACAACGAGGACGAGUGGGCUCCAGGUGGUGACGUGUACAAGGGUGGAGUCACCGGGUUGGCAAUUUGGGCGGUGACACUCGCCGGAAUUCUCGCCGGAGGAGCACUGCUUGUCUACAACACCAGUGCCUUGGCUCAGUAG
This is a messenger RNA of Thlaspi arvense, 543 nucleotides long. The record is from the annotation of a GenBank genome assembly. NCBI's taxonomy places the organism in Eukaryota, Viridiplantae, Streptophyta, Magnoliopsida, Brassicales, Brassicaceae.